ACAAGCCCAUUUCCGGAAUAUUCUUCCUGCUGCUGGUCGAUUCUCGAUUGUCGAUUUAAGAUUCUCUAGGUUACGUUACGUUGUUCGUUGUUGCAAUAAUUCUAGUUUCAGUCGCAAGUCCUUUUUUGAACAUAAUAUCGUAAUACGUCAUUAAAACUUCAGGAAGUUGUAGGUUGUAGUAGUUUAGUUUGAGUUUCUGUCUACACUGGACUGAGGUUGUCGUUGUAAUCUAAACUAAAUCUAUCAAAUUAAUCUUGUUGGUUGUAGAACGUUUCUGUAAACUUUUAAAAUCAAUUUUUUUGUAUUCUUUGUUGAAAUAGUGCCUUAAAUAUGGAAUUCAAUUACAACUUAAAUGAAAUCUUCCAAAAUUAUAUUUCCAAAGUAUGUAACACUCUGCUACCAGCGGAUUUCAACGGUGACAGAAAAAGAGCAUCACAUGUAGCAAGCCAAGUGGCGGAUAUAGUAGACUCCAUGGGACUGGCCUCAGCCAAAGCACAAGGCCUACACCAUCCUAUCACCAGUGCAGAGAAAUCAAGAAACUGCGAUCACACUCUCUAUAUCAUGAUUGACCCUAGGGAAAACCAUGGAAACGGAAGUGUUGUCGGUAUUCUGAAGAUGGGAGUGAAACAUUUGUUCCUGUUUGACGCAACUGGCAUGGUCCAUGAGAAGGAGACGUUGUGCGUACUUGACUUCUAUGUCCAUGAAUCAAAGCAGAGGACUGGACUAGGAAAGAUAAUGUUUGACUAUAUGUUGGAGGAUAAAGACACUGUGCCUUGUAAACUAGCGAUUGACAAACCAUCUCAAACGUUCUUGUCCUUCCUGAACAAGCACUACGGGUUAGCAAAGAUAUACCCUCAGAACAACAACUUUGUCCUGUUUGAAGGCUUCUUUGAUGAAAAACGUGAUGUUUCUUCCUCUCUGGAAUCGCUUGAAAACUCGUAUGUAUCCGAGAAGUCCAGGCAUGAAAAGGAGGUUCGCGACAACAAUCAAUCUGUAACUGACAGACGUGAACGGGAAGACUACUUGCCCCACCUGUAUGGCCGGCACACUGCAUUUAAACCUCAUGACACCAUGGGAGACAUUAUUGGGGACGGUUCAACUGGUCACAACCAGUCUCCGACCAGGAAUGGAGAAUAACCUGGCUCACUCCGUCCGACAUGAACCAACACUCCGCUCUCUGGUAGAGAGAGUUUUCCUGUAACGUUUAUUUAUUUUUACGAUAUUACAUUUUCACUUUGUAAAUAGCAGUUUUUUUACUUACUUUUAAGUUAAAAGGAAUUGGUGCGGUUGUUUAUAUUCAUGCACCCAUUAUGAAUAGUUAGUUUGCAAAUUUUGGAUAGCAGUCAUGUUUAACUUAAUUUUAGUGAAGGUAAGGUUAAGUUGGUAAUCAACGAUUAACUGUUUACUUUUAGUUUAUUCAUUGACGGCUAGAGUACGCCAAUGGUUCACUAUACGCUAUAUGUGAUUUAGACUAUAUUAACGUAUAAUUAACUAAUUUCAUUUGCUGUCUCUCUUUUUUAUCUGUACUUGUUAAUAUUUGUACGCACAGUUGAAGGCAUCGAGACAAAGUGAAUUCCCAAAGGUAUUCGUUUGAUGUGCUACCUAUCUUUUAUUAUUUGUCUAGCUAUCCUUUUUUUUAAUUUCUAUAUUUAACUUUGAGUCUGAGAAUUUUGCUGAGUUUAUAAAUAUAUUUUAUGUCAGUAAAUGUCUGUAAUAACAUUUUAACGGUGUGCUUAAACAAUGCAUAGAUAACUUACCAUUCUAUUUAUAACCAUUUUGUGGUAUUCAAAUAUAAUGUUUUACAUCAAGCUUUGCUUUGUGAUUCUGACAUUUAUUGAUACAGGGUUUUCCCAUUUUCCCCUAUAAGAGGUUUGUGCUAGUUAACACGUUCGCUGCAGCCCACCAACCCCACAGCGUACUGCCCCGCUGCGGUGCAGUGUCAAGCGAACCUGUUUGGCUUUAAAAGAUUUCUGUCUGGCAAAUAGCAAGUUACGUGCGGUGAUGUGCUGCGUUACGACGAAAGUCAACGUAGUUUGCUGAAACACUCACAGAUAGCAGCACUGUCUAGAACUAGCCGGUCCCAUUGUAUUGGAGGGAGAAAGACGUUACAAAAAGUUCAUUUCUAAGCUUGCCGGAAAAGGGAUUUUAAGGGGAAAUUUACUACUAACCUACACCACAAUAUAGCACCCAUUCCUAGCUAAACGCAGACAUAAAAAUACCCGUUCCUCCUGGUAUGCUGCUGCGCAGAAAUUGAAUGAAAUGCAGAUGCCAACACUCACCGGCGAGCAUUCAGCGUGGCAGUAAAGAACUAGAGCCCGCAGCGAACGUGUUAAAGAAACAAAGUUGCAAACAAUUCAUUCCUGCAGGUUAUUGUUUUGCAAGUUUUAAUAACCAUUGUUACGUUGAAAUAAAAAAAUAUAUAAUAUUUCAAAAUUAAGAGUUUAUUGCAAUUUAUAUAUUUGUUGAAUUUUUUAAAUGAUUGGUUAUUGUGUUAAUAUGUUAAGUUUUUCAAGUAAAGGGAUCCAAUUUUUACAGGCAAGAAGUAAGCAAACUUCUUUAGGGUUAGUCUCUUAUCUUUGUUGAAAUGUGAACAAAAUUUGAAAUAAAACAGCUGAUAUAUGCAAAAAUGAUGUUACUUUAUUUAGAGUUGUUUUUUAAAAUAAAUAAACAACGAAUACACAAAGCGUCAUAACUGAAUGUGAUUGUUUUCUAAAUUUCACACAUAGAGAUGAAAGGAUUAUAACAGGAGUCGCCACUCUGUUUGAUAAGCGUAGCCGCUGUUUAUCGUGUGGUUAUGUUGGUCAUCGUUGAUUUUGGUUGGAUAGCUGUCAAAUUCAUUCCAAUAAUUCUAACCAUUGUAAUGACUAACGACAACAGGACGAUGCCAUCUUGACUUUAAUUUGACAGGUCCAACCAAACUGAGACAGUGUGACCAACAAAACACAGCAACAAGCGGCCAUCUUGAAGCCUCGCUUUUCAUUAAAUGUUUAACCAGAGAGUAGUGACUCCAAUUAUAAUCCAAUUAUCUCUAUGACUUCACGCAAGUUAGGAAUUUAAACUAACCUAUUGAUGUGCUACAUGCCACAGCUUAACAAGUUGUGUGUUUUCCAAGAAGCAGGAGUGUAACAAAAAACGUGAUCAAAUUGUUGGAAGUAAAAGUACUAUUUUUUAUUGUUUUAAUACAAAGUAUUCUAAUUUUUUAAAUAUUGGAAAAUACACACAUAGGUGGUGACCCUAUCUCAAAUAAAAAUUGAAUAUGAAUAUAUUUAUUGAUUACAUUAUUAAAAUAACAUUGUACUGUAAGUCCACUUAAAAAUUAUUAAGUCUUGCGCAUAUGCCGUCCUACAGUUGAUAAUGUAUUUACUAUGCCAUUGGAACAAAUUUAGUUGCUAGUUAAUUAAAUAAAGAAAUAACAUAUUUUAAGUAUUUUACUGACAUGUUUUACAAUUUUAAAAUCUUAAACCUCUUUAAGAUAAGUGUUUAUCCUCUUAUUGUGCCUUUUAGAACCAGACUUAAUAUAAAUUGUUUUUAUUAACCAUCAGUUGUAUUGGGUUAUAUUUUUAUAUAUAUUUGGAAUAUUAUUUUAUUGAAAAUUAUAACAAAAUUUAUUUUUGGUGGAGUAAAACAAGAAUGCUUGCUAGUGCAUUUAUAUAUUUUUAUAUUCCCAUUGUUUAGGAUUUAAAAGGAGUUGAAAGCUACUUUUUAUUAAUUUUAUAAAUGUAAUGUUUAUAAUCGUAGCUUUGUAAACAUUAUGUGGUGAAGUUGACAAAACCCAGUCGCUUAUUCUUUUAUUGCCUCUAGUAUUGAUACAAAGACUAAAACAAUAGGUUACUUAGUUUGCCUUGUCAAUCCAUUAGUUAUACCAGAUGACAGGGUUCGGAGCUUAAUGUUCCAUUAAAAUCUGAAUGUCUAAAAUAGGCCUACUCAGAAUGAAAUAAAAAAAAGGUGUUCAAAUUAUUUAGGUAACAGUGAUAACUUUUGGUCCCGCCAAAUUAAUACAAAUCCAGAUAUGCAAAAGAUUACAGUCUGGUUGUCUUAUUUGUCAAAUAACAUAUUUUAGCCAAAGUCCGCCCAAGAUUGUGAAAAUUAGUCCUCUGCCUACAAGAGCUCUUUUCUCAAGAGUUUAAUCAUUUUACAUGACCACUACUGUUUCGGUUCAAAAUAAUAUUCUUUUUUGCUUUGGCUAAACGGUAUCUCAAAUUUAUCGAUCAGGUAUUUCUUUCAUACCAUUGUUGAUCAUAUAAUAUAAAACUUGUUUAAGGUACACACUUAGUUUUAUUUUUACAUUAAAUCAAUUUUUUCUACUUUAAAUAAGUCCCAAUAUUUUUUUUAAACAUAUUUUAACGGGCUGACAACAUGAAAGAAGUAACCUACUGUUUUAAUAACAAUUGUAAUUUCUGUAACCCAACAAAACCUUAUUCUUGCCUCGUUACCUUGCAAUAAAUUAUUUAUAUACUUAACGUCUUAGGUCUGCUUAUUGUAAUUAUUAGUAAGCAUGAACAGUAUUAACUUGACUGUGAUUUCUUUAGUCACCUUUUCUGUUAAUGCUAUCAGUUAAAUAAACACUAUUAAAACAAAACUGAGAA
Molecule: messenger RNA, 4586 nt
Organism: Macrosteles quadrilineatus (aster leafhopper)
Lineage: Eukaryota; Metazoa; Arthropoda; Insecta; Hemiptera; Cicadellidae
Product: alpha-tubulin N-acetyltransferase-like
Exons: 8
Coding region: 331-1137 (268 amino acids)
Biological process (GO): alpha-tubulin acetylation
Cellular component (GO): microtubule
Molecular function (GO): tubulin N-acetyltransferase activity
Source: RefSeq, a predicted model, not a curated record